AUGAUAAAGAUAUGCCAUCAUAGAAGGAUUUUUCCUACCAAGAGGUGGCUAUCGAAUACCUUAGCCGUGAGAAAGUCUAAUGGAAAGAUAAAAAAUAUCAUAGAUCGAGAAAAGGAGGUUGAAAAACCUCUAGAUAUAAAUCAUUAUACUCAUAGAUUAUUUGAUGAACUAUAUGAUGAAGCAGUUAAAGUUUCAAGAGAUAGAAUACCCAUACUUGAAAGUAAAUUAUAUGAUACUAAAGUACCCACCAAAUCGAUUCUUGAUGAACUACAGAUCAACGAUUGGAGACAGAAACCUGCCAAAGAUGCCAUAAACGAUACUGGAAAUGAUAUCCAAACCAAUGUCUUAAGUUUCAAUUGCCCAAAUUCCUUAUUAAUAGAAUCAGAUUUCAUGAAUGCAUACCCUCAAAGAAUACAUAGAAGAUAUAAUCACCUGAUAGACAAGCUAAUGGUCAUAAAAAAGAGAAAUCCUAUGAAUUUGAUGUUUGAGAAUACUUAUUAUUUGAUCUUCCCCAGUUACUUAGAUGCUUCGGUGUAUUAUAUGGAAACAAAGAAUAAAGACUUGAAUGGGUUCCCAAUGAAAUUGAAAUUUCAGACUUUGAGUCCAAUUUUACCUCAUUUGACUUCUCCCUUCUUUCAUGUUUUAAAUGACAAAGUAGAUAAGAAGAAUCCUUUCAAAUUAGUACCAGAACUUCAACAAUCACUUCAGAUGUUGAAAGAUUCCGAUACAAAUGAUAACUAUAAACAAUUAUCACGAUUUGCUUCAUAUCAAACAAGGAAAUCUUACGUUCUUGUGAAAAACUUACCAUUUGGAUUAAGUAAAUUUACUUUACAGAGACUUUUAUGGGAUUAUGAAUUCCCACCAUCAUUAAAACAACAUCAAUGUUUCCGUACAGUUAUCAGAGAUCAAGUCAAACAAGUCAAUAUGAUGUUAAUAACCUUCAAAAAUGUAGAUAGUGCCAAAAGGUUUAUUAGAACAUUUCAUGGACAACGUUUGAUUACUAAAGGUAGUAAAAGAUUUUAUGAACCACUUUAUUGUGAAAUUGUUUAUUAA
Molecule: messenger RNA, 1053 nt
Organism: Yamadazyma jaroonii
Lineage: Eukaryota; Fungi; Ascomycota; Pichiomycetes; Serinales; Debaryomycetaceae
Source: the annotation of a GenBank genome assembly